Molecule: messenger RNA, 2799 nt
Organism: Temnothorax curvispinosus
Lineage: Eukaryota; Metazoa; Arthropoda; Insecta; Hymenoptera; Formicidae
Exons: 1
Coding region: 306-1505 (399 amino acids)
Source: RefSeq, a predicted model, not a curated record
CUGCGAUAUCACGCAUUAAUAUCAGUCUCCCACUCUUCACUUAAUUUCACAGUUACAGUUCUUACUCUUAUACUCUUGCAAGACAAAGUCAGUUUGUCAUAUUCAGUGGUCGGAAUUAGUUGCACUUUCGAGAGCUACGCCUACUUCUUUCUCCUUACCUCUCCGCUCGGCCGGCGAGUCCUACACGUGACGAGCGUGCCACUCAAGCACAGAUCACAUUCAGUCUGAUAAAAAUCACUGUACAGUGUGCAUCAGUAUAGUAUUUGUAUUCGAACACAACGGGUCGCGCUUGUAAGGCGAAUAAAAUGUCACACGACAAAGAUUUUAAAAAAUGGAUCGAAGAUGUGAUGUCGAAGAUUAUUGAAAAUCUUGGAUUGGAUGUCGAUAAAGUUCGGUACAAGGUAUCUGAAUCGAUCAACAAGUAUAUGUCUACCAUAUAUUAUGUACUCCUACAGUUUGAAAACAAAACAAAGGAACAGAACGAGGAAUUUCCUAUGAUAUUGAAGAAACCCUUGCUCAAUGUUGCUGUGGCGGGUUAUAUCAAUGAACAAUUUCACAACGAGAUUUUGUUUUAUCAAAUGUAUGCUCGACCGGAUGAGAACUUCCCGAGAUGCUUCUACGUCGACGAACGGCCGCCAAACGAUUCAGUGAUUGCCCUGGAGAACGUCAACAAACGAGGAUAUCAUUCUUGUUCGUAUAAAUACAAUGCUCCUUUAGACUACACGUUGGCGGCGAUGCGCGAGAUCGGACGAUUCCACGGCAAAGGAUAUGUCAUGAAGAAGCUACAGCGGGAUAAGUUCUUCGAUAUCGUGACGCGACUUCAAGAAGUUCGGUAUUUUAAGACGAUGGAAAACGACUACAAACUCCUCUGCAAUGCUAAUUCGACGCGAACGGUAGAAUAUCUUCGCAAUCACGGCCACGAUGCAGUGUUCUGCGAUAAAAUGGAAGCCUUACUCUUGAACGCAUUUGACGAAGUGAUGAUGAAGACAGUAGAACCGCUGGAACCCUUGUCCACGUUAUGUCACGGUGAUUUAACAUUGGACAAUAUGCUCUUCAAGACGAAAGACGAUGGACAAUAUCGCGCGAUGCUAAUCGACUUCGCGCUUAUUAGAUACUCGACUCCCGUUGUCGAUCUUUCCACGUAUCUUUGCCUGUGCUGCCCGAAUGAAAUAAUAAAGGACAAGUUCUUCGAAAUAAUGCGAGCCUAUCACGAUGCAUUGAAAGAAUAUUUGUUAGAAGCUGGCAUUUGGGACAUGGAGAAAUAUUCAUACGAAGCUUUGCUGGAUGAUUACAGAAAAGGUGGUCUUUUUGGUUUUGUUAUCGCGAAUUUUUAUCUACCGGUAUUAUUAGGAUAUCAUAUACCAGAUGUAAUGAAACAACAAACUGACCGUUUAGGCAUGUGGGAAGGUAUGAAGCAAUUAAAGUACGAUGACGAAUUAUGCAAGAUACUAGCUGAUACUUUACUGAUUUUGAGAGAUCUUGGCUGCUUGAAACAUAUUUUGUAGUCAUGCGAAAUAACUAUAAUAUAUAAAAUUUAGACCUAUAUAUCGAUUAGUAACUGUGAAAUAUAUGUCGAGUAAAAUAUAUCUUUAAGUUAUCACGAGUUAGGAACAUACAAUGUAUGUAAGUAUAAAAGAGCUAUGGCGAUCAUGGACAGAUGGAUUGUUAAUAUUAUUUCGUGAGAUUAUCCCAGUUCUAUAGCGGCGUAAUUUAGAAUCAUACAAGUAUUUCGCACGAAUUGUCUUUAAACCGACAGAUUACUUUUUCACACGAAUAGAUAAACAUUUCUGCUUAUAAAACUGUACGCUAAAAAUUUUCUCUAUAUUGUAUAUAUCUAUUCUCUAUUAUAUAUAUUAAAUAAAAAUAUAAAAAAUAUCAUAUAAGAAAAGAGAAUUAUAUUUCUUUAUAUUAUUUUCACUAAUCAGUAAGCACAUCGCAUAAAAAUUCAUGCAAAGUGCUGAGUCAUGAUUUCAAAUUAUAUCAAUAGAAAUGUCACGAUGUCGCGAAAUAACAUUGCCACUGAUCGUUAUAGUUCUUUAUUUACGUUAUGCAUAUAUUACAUUAUCUUAGUAUACUUGCUUCCAAUCGUUUGUUCAAACUUUAGUUAAACAAUUUAGUUAAGCAAUAACGUAAUCAUAAAAGAAAACCCUUAUUUAAUCUUACGAACCAAUCCUGUGUUUUCAGAACGGAAAAGAAAAAUAAUUCAACGUUAAAUUCCCUAUAUAUAUUUGCACAUGCACAUAUCUUUUGUAAUAUAUUCCUGUAUAUUCGGAUAUAACUUUUUUAUUAAAUUUACUGUUUAAAAUAAACCGUUCGGUAAAACAACUGAAUACGAUUAGCAGAUUUAACGCAUAUCGCGGAAAUGAAACAACGUGGGUAAGGAGCGAGUUGAAACUGAAUCCCGAUUAUAUGUAUGCGCGAUACUCAAAACAGGCGCGGUAUUGCGGCAAUGUGUCCCGCGUGCACAUUGGUGAAAUUAUUCUUUCGUCCGUGCAAGUCCGGAUCUGCCUUUCAAAUAAAGAAGCACCCGUACGCUCAGAAUAACUUUGUCAUUUCCAUAUAUUUUUCCAAGCUAGCGGCAGCGUUUAUCACGAAGCUAACUUAUGCCCGAGGUUCAUGCACAGUCAAAUUUUCUUCUGGAUUAGUGUAAAAAGUAUUAAACUAGCGAUUCAGAGAGCAGCAAAGAGUACUACAAGUCACAUUUUAUAUUUUUACAUAGAUCCGUAAUUAUACCAUGUAUUUCGAUUAAAGGGAAUAUUAUUUUAUGUUACAAGAAUAAAAGGUAAAGAAUCCAUUUUA